Branchiostoma belcheri (Belcher's lancelet) is the source of this 2187-nucleotide messenger RNA. RefSeq names its product bestrophin-4-like. The record is from RefSeq and is a predicted model, not a curated record. Gene Ontology annotation, molecular function: chloride channel activity. NCBI's taxonomy places the organism in Eukaryota, Metazoa, Chordata, Leptocardii, Amphioxiformes, Branchiostomatidae. The transcript has 13 exons. Bases 1 to 2187 code for a protein of 728 amino acids.
AUGACCAUAUCCUACAGCCUGAAGGUGUCGGAGGCUAGGUUAGGGGGUUUCCCGAAGCUCUUGCUGCGGUGGAAGGCCAGCAUCUACAAGCUCCUGUACAAGGAGAUGGCGAUCUUCGUGUCCCUCUACAGCGCGCUGAGCGGCGUGUACCGUUUCGCGCUGACGGAGGAACAGAAGAGAACGUUUGAGAAGAUCACGCUGUACUGCCACCAGUACUCGGACCUGAUUCCCGUGUCGUUUGUUCUCGGGUUUUACGUGUCUAUCAUCUACACGCGGUGGUGGAACCAGUACAUGAACCUGCCGUGGCCGGACCGGGUGUCAGCGCUGAUCGGGUGCGCGGUACACGGCAGGGACGAGCGCGGCAGGCUCAUCAGAAGGACCAUGGUCCGAUACCUCAACCUCUCCUCGGUCCUGAUCCUCCGCAGCGUCAGCACAGUGGUCUACAAGAGGUUUCCCACCAUGAACCACGUCGUAGACGCAGGUUUCAUGUCCGUAGCUGAACUUAAGGAGUAUGAGAAUGUGGACUCGCACCACAGCAAGUUCUGGGUCCCGCUCAACUGGUUCUGUAACCUAGCAACCGUGGCGCGGCAGGAGGGCCGUAUCAGGGACGACUUCACCUUCCAGGCCUUGAUAGAGGAGGAAAACAAGAUGCGGCAUUGCCUGGGCAUGCUGUACAGCUAUGACUGGAUCAGCGUGCCACUAGUCUACACACAGGUAGUAACAGUAGCCGUCUACACGUUUUUCCUGUCCUGCCUGAUGGGGCGGCAGUACCUGGACCCGUCGCAAGGGUACGAGUCGCACGAGGUGGACCUGUACAUCCCGGCAUUCACCAUACUGCAGAUGUUCUUCUAUAUGGGAUGGCUCAAGGUGGCAGAACAGCUGAUCAACCCAUUUGGUCAGGACGAUGAUGACUUUGAGGGGAACUGGUGCAUCGACAGGAACUUACAGAUCUCGUACCUGGCAGUAGACGACAUGUACCUGUGUCACCCGCCCCUGGAGAAGGAUAUUUACUGGAACCAGCCUGACCCGGACCUGCCCUACACACAGGCGGCUCUCAGCAGCAGGACAACCUCAUUCCUGGGGUCCACGUUUGAACUAAGGCUGAACAAAGGCGACAUGGAGUUUAAGCGCAUGCCUCCCCUGGAGGAGUGUCCCCGCUCAGGUAACUCCAUCAAGCGUCGCUCCGCCAACUUCACCCGGGCCUUCAUCGACUCCAUCCUGUCUCGCAGCGGGUCCACCGUCUCGCUGAAGAGCUCCGCGCCGGGCACCCCGACCUCCCACUCCGCAAGCAACACGCUCAGGAAGCCGUUCUCACCCCGCAAGCUGCACGCACACACAGGGGACAGCUACACGGAGCUGAGAGCGCUCGGCAUCAUGCACAAGACGGACUCACAGGAGUCACUGGUGUCGCCGGACUGUGGCGGGAGUGGGGAGGGGGGCGACGGUGUGAACAGGUCUCCUACCGGAAGGGACGGCCAGUUUUCCAUCCCCAUCAGCCCCAGACCCGCCCAUGACCACACUGACGACACCAACGUGACGAUACCGGAGGGGACACCAACAGUCUCCGCCAGGGAGCACCUCGCCGUCCCGCAGCCGAUUCGGCAUCUCAGGAAGAUGUCAAAGUCGGUCUCGCAUCUUGUCGACCCUCCUCGGUACCCGACCGACGCCAAACACGGCUACAGACGCUCCAGCGACAACAUCGCGUCCAUGGCGAACUCGGGACAGUUCAGGGGCGCCACGACAUCUUCCGACUACUUCUCUAACGACAAGAUUUCAGCGACGGCGACGAAAGAUGCAGUCUUCUAUCCAGCAGUGGUUUCUCAGGAGCAAGCUGCAGGCAGGUUAGUCGGUAGUCUGACAGGACCGGCCGUGAGCAGUCUUCCCGCGGAGGGUAAACCCGAGACAGGCCGAGUGACGCCGUACCGGGCCCGCAAGCCGUCCGGACCGACGCCCGCCAGGCCUAAAGGCGUGAAGUGGGUGGUGUACGACGAGGAGUGUGAGGUGGGGCAGCUGAGUAGCGACAGCGGGCGCGGGUCGGUGAAGAGUCUGCGGGACUUGUGUCUCCAGAUCGAGCCGCCAACAGGAACGGGGAACGCCACGGGGACGGGGAACGCCACGGGGUCUGCGAAGACUAACGCUUUUGGUAAAGACUCGAAAAGUGCGGAAACCACCAAGGUAGAGAUCUAG